Messenger RNA from Sander lucioperca (pikeperch), 5732 nucleotides. It is a transcript of the gene b4galt5, whose product is annotated as UDP-Gal:betaGlcNAc beta 1,4- galactosyltransferase, polypeptide 5. Bases 434 to 1579 code for a protein of 381 amino acids. The record is from RefSeq and is a predicted model, not a curated record. Gene Ontology annotation, biological process: glycoprotein biosynthetic process; carbohydrate metabolic process. Gene Ontology annotation, molecular function: UDP-galactose:glucosylceramide beta-1,4-galactosyltransferase activity. The transcript has 9 exons. Lineage: Eukaryota; Metazoa; Chordata; Actinopteri; Perciformes; Percidae.
UUUGCGGAGAGGCAGUCCCAUUCAUAGGGCUGGUAGGCAGGCAGGCAGGCAAAGCGCAGGAGCGGUCACACGCCCUCACCGACGUUGUGUGUGAGACAAAUGAUGGUCCCUCACUGAAAAUUCCAGGCCAGGAUAACUGCGCUAUCAUCAGCCGUUUCGGCAUCGGACAUACCCGCAACUAAAACCGAAACCUCCUCUCAGGAAUGGAAUUUGAAUGUCUUGAUUAGGUCCUCUCCUGCGCUGACUGCCUGCCGCGGAUAUAGACUGACUUCCUCGUCGCCUGGCUCCUCUUCGCUACCGCAGACAAGCCACUCUACUCGGUUUAUUUAAUCCACACUGUCUGCCGACCACUGUCUUUGGCAUCUGGACACAUCAGAGCUGGUAUAUCGUUGUUGAAUUUAACGUGCCUGUGUGUGCUUGUGCUGCCUGUAUAAUGCCGACACAUAUGCGUUUCCGGAGAAGGUCAUUCCUUGGGCUUUUAUUCCUUUUUUCACUGUCCACCUCCGCAUUGUAUUUCAUCUACUCCGCCCCCGGAAUCGUGAAUGAGUAUGUGUUCAUGGUUCAAGCCAGAGGGAUCCAGAUCAGAGAGAACGUGAAGAACAUUGGGGCGCAGGUUCUGGAGCAGGUUGUGAGAGGGGCUUACAGCAUCAAUGGCACAGACUAUGCCUAUGACUUCAACGUGAGCGAGAGUGAUGCUCCUCCCACCACAUACCUCCCUGAGGGCUUCACCUACCUCCCCUCUCAGGUUUGUCCUGAGAGGCUGCACACCAUGAAGGGCAGGUUGGAGGUGAAUAUGAGUGAGGUGUCUUUGGAGGAGGUGGAGAGAUCCUUGCUGGAGGAAGAGCCUAACAUGGCCCAAGGAGGCCACUGGAAGCCCGAUGACUGUUUACCUCGCUGGAAAGUGGCAAUCCUAGUCCCGUUCAGAAACCGACAUGAACACUUACCCAUUCUUCUGAGACACCUCGUGCCAGUGCUGAAAAAACAGAGACUUCAGUUUGCCUUUUAUUUCAUAGAGCAGUUGGGCACAGAGCCAUUUAACCGAGCCAUGUUGUUCAACGUGGGUUACAAGGAGGCUAUGAAGGACCUGGACUGGGACUGUCUGGUCUUCCACGAUGUGGACCACCUCAUGGAGAACGACAGAAACUACUACGGCUGCACAGACAUGCCCCGACACUUUGCGGUCAAACUCGACAAGUACUCCUACAUGCUUCCGUAUAAUGAGUUCUUCGGUGGUGUCAGUGGCCUGACGGUGAAGCAGUUCAAAAAGAUUAAUGGAUUUCCAAAUGCAUUCUGGGGCUGGGGAGGAGAGGAUGAUGACCUCUGGAACAGGGUGCAGUUUGCCAAUUACACAGUUAGUAGACCACACGGAGAGCAUGGGCGCUAUAUGUCAAUUCCACAUCACCAUCGUGGGGAAGUCCAGUUCCUAGGAAGGUAUAGUCUACUACGCCACUCAAAAGAGAGACAGAAAGUGGAUGGUCUUAACAACCUAAACUACUCCCCCCUAGUGUCCAGGAGACCUCUCUACACCAACAUUACAGUCAGCUUGAGCAGAAUGCUUGCACCCAUAGCUGACUACUGACGUAGGAACAGCUGGACUGCAAAACACCUGGGAAUCAAAGUCCUCUGGGACAUCAGCCAUAUCUCACCAGUGGCAGCACUGCUUAGGACUUUUUAGUUGAUUGAUUCUUUGCUUAAUUUCUUUAGUUUGUAUGCAAAAAAGGAGACUCAAAUAAGUAUGUUGGAUAAAUCAUAUAAGAAAUUAAGGAUAAAUGCUGCACUUGCUUGUGCCACAGUCCAUCAGUCCUCUCAUCUGGGCUUAAAUAGUCUUCAGUCUCCACAUGCCUUUUGCACCAUUUUGGCCUUCAGCAUUCAUUCAUUUAUUCAUUCAUUUUCUAAUUCAGUCAAUGAUUAGCUCAGCCCUACACUAUUGUGCUUGUUUAUUAAAAUAGGCCAUGAUACACACGCACACAAUAGUUUGACUUACAUGUGCUGACCUGGUCCCUGAGGCUUUGAGUUUUACUUUGCUCUUGCACUUUUUAUUUUCAUAAAUGCAGUAAGCCUGUGAAAACAUUUGCAUGCCCACACGAUACAGCAACUUUUAAACUGAGUGGACUCUUGCAGCUGGUUCUGCAGAAGGUUUGCCAAAUCUACAAGUGAAGAAAGCAAGAGAAAAUUAUAUAAAGUGUGAGUGUUUUCGGUCAUGUAUACUGUAUGUGAAAUAGUUUAUCCUGACCUAUCCUUUAGAGAAUAUUAAUACCUUAAUCAUCUCUCACCGACUAUAUUUUGUCCUGUGAACAUACCAUUUGAAGACUAGGAUAUUUGUGUUUGCAUAGUUGAAUUGGAUGUUCUGGCUGCCUGCAUGUGGCUAUAUGUUGGAGAGCAAUGCUCAUCCUGUUAGCAAUAAGCUGUAAUAUCAGACAGCAGAACUUAGACCUGACUUCCUCACUAUACAGAUGCAAUAGCACGGGUGCUAUCAUGCCCUUAUUGGAUGAACGAGAAGGAGUGACUGCGUAUGCAAACUUCACAUUCAAUACACCUUUGCCUAAGCAAACAUGCCACCCUUUUCAGAACCUGUGUGUGUAUAUAAGUGAGGGACAGCUAUGCAAAUGGCCUUUAUGUAUCCUGUUGUCAGUGUAAGGUCUUCAGGGUGACCUCUAGGAGACUUCACCCCUGAACCUGUGACUGACUGACUUUAGACCUCACUUUGUGUGUGGUGUGCAAGUCUAGGCCAGGGAGAGAUGCACAGUUGCCGUUUUGUUUUUAGAUCCCACAUCCUUAAUGUUUAUUCACCUUCAUUUUUUACAGGAGAGAAUUGGAGGUAGAGAAUACUUGAUUGCCGUCCCUGUCACUUGUGUUUACAGAAGCUUUUGCUUUGUUAUUUUUCAGAUUGUCUAGUGUUAGUAAUACUGUUUGCUAGCCCCCCUCCACCAUGGGUGCUGUGAGAACUGUAUCUUCAACAACCAAUGUAUAGCUGCCUAAAAAUUCUUUUCUUCUUUAUCUAGACAUGGUAGGGGAAAGUGGAUCUGAAUGCUUAUCUUAUACGUCACGUAAUAAACCAUUGAUUAGCUUUAUUAGUUUCUGGCCAAGCUUGGCCAGUGAGUUUGUUUGCCUAAAUCAAACUUCAGGAUGUUUGUCGAAAUUAGAAUUUUCGGUUUGGUUGGCAUGCAGCCUAACACUGCAUUGACAGACUGACAGCACUCAAUAAGGCUGUUGCUAAAAUGUCCCUACUCUGAUUUGUGUUUGACAGUGUUGAUUUUGAGUAAAAUAUUCCAUUACUGUGAACGUAGUUCAUUUAAAAAAAAAAAAAGAAAAAAACAUGCAGACACUCUCUCUUCACUGUCUUGUCCUCUAGUCAUGCAGCUACUUCAUUUCACACAAAUCGCCUUGUAUGCAUUUCUUAAGAUGUAUCUUUUGGGGGGAAAUUUGGGUGGUUGACAAACUGUUGUGUUCCCACAAUGAAAUAAGAAGUAAAGAGGCUGGACCUCAUUUUAUUUAUUUGAUCUUUUAUGGAUUAUUUUCUUAUUGUAAUUGUUCAGGUUUUUUUUGUUUUUUUUCUUGCGGUUGAUGUGAUGAUGUAAUAGGUGACAUAUGACAGACUGUGUUAGAUGCACUGAAACUUGUAGUUUAUGUGUAUUUGUGUGGGAUUGUGAGGUUCAGGUCUGUGUAAAUAGGAAGCCGUUUCAUUUCAUUAAGCCGCAGAUUUCCUCUAAAGAAAUGAAUAGCUGGUUUUGAUGAAAUUGAUGUGUAAUAAUCUGCUGAAUAGACACGUUGGAGGAGGCCAUUUUGUGUGACAACCACAGGAAGAGCAAAACGCCUAAUCAGAAAAUGCUAGUGGUCACUGCCUUUCACUGGGCACCUCCUUUAUACUAAUUGAUAAUCAAUGGUGCUGACCUUCCAGAGCUCCCUCUGUGGGAGUCUCUCUCUACGUGCUAACUGGAACCAUACUUAACAUCAUAAAGGCUAGUAUCGACAGGCAAAACAUCCCUCUACUGCAUAUAGGUGGCAAAAUAUAUUCAGUAUUUUUACAUCCACACAUUUGUAAACCUGCUGCCUUUUCAUCCUGCCAGAUGAAGCUCAUUUGUAUAUUUGUUGCUCUGGUUCAUUGCCAGAAACAGAAACGUGGGUUUACCUUCUAGCCAAAUACUCAGCAGGUGCCCAGUGGAAGUGAUGAACAGUAGCAGCAUUUGUGUUUUCUUUUCCAUGUGUGUUUGAAGAAAUGGCUAAACCUUUCAGAGGUCUAACUGUCCUCCAUCUAUAUUUUGAGUUUAUUUUGUUUUCCAGCACUGAUAUGAAAAUGAUUUAUAGUUACCUGGUUGUGAACAACUCACAGAUUAUUUUUUCUAGUUCUAGUACACUUACAUGAUACACUGUAUAUUAUUAUAUUUUCUUGUUUUCAUUGCUUUAAAAGAAAAGCUAGAUGGACAUAUAGCAGAAGUCAAAUGGUUUUAGUUUAAGUAUUCAGGUGACUGUUCUGACGUGGAGCGACCUCUCAAUAUACAGAUGUCCUCUGGAUGACAUAGAUAUUCUAAGAGUCAGCAUUAGGCUUUAUACUUCACAAUGUGGAACAUGCAGUUUCAUCAGCCAACACCAUUAUCAACAAGAUGGGUUUUUCACUAUGACUAAGUAACGGGGCAAAUCAGUCAGCUCUCUCUUGCUUUUUAUUUAAAACAGGAAAUGGACUGUUUUAAGUUUGUGAUAAGACAGUACAUGGUCUCAAUCCAGACCAAGACCAAGCCUGUUGCUCACUAAAGAGGCUUCAUCGUACCAUAAUCUCACCUGCUCUGAUCCAUUCUGUACCAGUUUAAAUGAAGGGACCCGUGCUUUGGGCAUCUGACAAAACUGGCAGCCUUAAAGCUUUUUAAUUUAUUGCAGUGUUUUUUCACUCAAGUUUUUUUUAUAAGCAAACAUAUUUAAAUUGAAAAAGUGCAUAUCAAGAAAAUGAUCAUUGUAAAUAUUGUUGUGUGUAGUGUUUUAGAAGUUCUUUAAGGUCUUAAAUCACUACAGAUGCUAGCAUAAAGAACAAGGCUUUGGAGCGAUUUGGCUGGGAGUUUAUCUGGUGCCAUUCAAAUGCUAGUGAAGCUUACACAGCGACAUCAAUGUUUUUACAUCACUGCUUUCCAGCACAGCCUUUUUUUUAAUAAUUAUUAAAAAUAUCCUUAUCCCAUAAAUUUUAGAUUCCUCUCACAAUCUCUGAGGUGUUCUGCAUUUCAGAGGCCUCCCUGUACUUAAAAUGCUGGAGCAGUAGAAGAGACAUAUCAUGGCAGACGCUGUCACAUGAAGUUCAGUGUCCUUGUUUGUGAAUGUGAUGUCUCUUUGAUAGUGACAGCAGGAUGGGUAAGGUGUAGGUCAGAGGAAAGCACUGCAGAAUAGCGAUGUGUCAGCCAAAAACACCGUAUGCUUACAAUGCAAUGAAUCACAGGCACCCAAACCAGCGACACAAUCCACUCUAAAAUUCACACAAAUUAUUUUUUUGUAUGAAAGCUUACUAUUAAAAAAAGAUCCACAUUGCUCAAUUAAAAAUAUAUCUUCUCUGAUUGUAAGGAGAGCAAUUCUCCUUGAAUUGAAGCCAUUUGAAGCCACUUGUCAAAACUUGAUGUCAGCCUUAUGUGGAUCUGUUUGUGUAUCGGCAUAUUAUCUUUUGAUUAUUGAAAUUUGUAUGAUGGAGAUUUUCUUUUAUACCAUCAUUGUUAUUGUCAAAGUACACCAAUAAAAUGAAACUUGUAAAAAUACAG